Cyprinus carpio (common carp) is the source of this 1215-nucleotide messenger RNA. RefSeq lists its product as uncharacterized. The record is from RefSeq and is a predicted model, not a curated record. The coding region runs from base 427 to 1068 and encodes 213 amino acids. The transcript is spliced from 3 exons. Lineage: Eukaryota; Metazoa; Chordata; Actinopteri; Cypriniformes; Cyprinidae.
GUUAACAAUGACGGGCAGAUUUGUUUUCAAACUGUGUAUCAACUACAAACUCGACCAAUGAUCUCUCUGACGCUAGGUGGCAGUGUGUCGGGAACAGCGAUGUAAAUGCAGCAGACUAAAAACAACGACGAAACGUUUGCUUUCUCCUGCUGUAGCGUUUCUGUACGCGGGGAUUUUGAGAUCGCAGUGUUUACUCUCGCGAAAUUUAGUCUUAUGAGAAAGCAUCUGUGAAAAUGCUGCUGAAGAAUAUCUGCUUCCGUCCAAUUACAUUUGAGCCGUAAUAGAAGUGGCUAUGUUUAUAUGCAGCUGUCACAGUCAUAUGAGAGGUUUUUUAAGAUUUGAUACCCGUAGAGCUGCUUUGUGAUAUUGGAUUCUCCGAAGAAAAAUCGUUUUUAGUUAUGUUAUUUUAUUCACUUACGGUCCACGAUGAUUAAGUGUAAAUCCAGCAAAUCUUCCAUGGUCAGUGGAGUUCAGUCAAACAUUUCUGCCUUUUUCGUCUCAAAGGUUUCACCAAAGUCACCUACAAAAAUGGCAGCUGGAAUUACAAGAGUCCCUGUUUCAGUGAAGACUGGUUUUGUGCAGGAUAAAAGUGUCCCCUGCUCUCCAACCCCUCCUGCUGUCCCAGAGACACCUGACAGUCUGAGGAGCGAGAACCCUUCAGACACUUCAUAUGAGAACCGCUCACCGGUCUCCCGUGGCCUGCUUACUAAAGGUGUCAGGGGUAAACCUAGCCUGAUGGCACGCAAGCUGAUGCAGCUGCAGAGAAACAGCAGUCUAGAGCCAAAAGACUCUUUUGAGCUUAAGAAUGGAGUAAGUCACUCUGGCUCUGUGAAGAGGUUGUUGCACAGCUCUGAGAACAUCCAGAGUGCAAAGCAGUCCAGGACCAUGCAAGUUCAGAAGCUUCCCGAUUGUGACACAGGCUUACCAAGGGCCCCUCAAAAGGAGUCUUCAGGGACUUUACAGAGAGCAUUCUCAAAGAGUCCAGAGAAAAAAAACAAAGCUGAGUCUAUCAGUUUUGAAAGUAGCCGAUUGGCAACUGGGCCUUGCGUUAAAAAAAAAGGAAAAUAAAUGGUUUCUCAAAGGUCUCAAAAAAAUCCUUUCAUGAUCUGAGCUUUAGUACCAGUGAGAAAGAGAAUUCACUUGCUCUAAACAUGAAGCCAGAGAUAGACGUGAGUACGGUUUCUGGAGCAAAUGACUUUGAUCUUGUGAUGUCAU